ACACCUAUUUUUAAUUCUGUUUUUAGGAAGUAUUCAAGAUUAAUUAACAUGUCUUCCACCAAACCUCCAAAUGAAAAUGAAACACCCAAAGAGCGAAAACCAGGACUGAGGAAUGUUCAAACAACUAUGCUCUUAAAAACUGUGAACCCAGAGCUCUUCAUUAAACCUAACAAACCUGUGAUGGCAUUUGGUCUCGUGGCAAUUACCCUCUGUGUGGCCUACCUUGGUUACUUGCACGCAACAGUAGAGAAUAAGAAGGAUCUCUAUGAAGCAAUCGACAGUGAGGGGUCCACGUAUAUGAGGAGGAAAACUUCCAAGUGGGACUGA
Molecule: messenger RNA, 327 nt
Organism: Leptosomus discolor (cuckoo roller)
Lineage: Eukaryota; Metazoa; Chordata; Aves; Leptosomiformes; Leptosomidae
Source: RefSeq, a predicted model, not a curated record